AUGCCGUCGCGGUUCGAUCAAGACAAUCACAACAAUACAUUGCAAAACUUGGUGCGCAUGUACUUUGGAGUUUCGCUGCCAUUGUCGGCCGACGGCGCAAAGCAGCUGAUUGCUGCAACGGCAGAGUCGGCAAAACGACCCGAAACUACUUUGCAGGACGUGAUCCGCUUCUGCUCUGACCUUGGAGGCCGAAGUCCGCAUCAACUUGCAGAUAUAUUGGGGGCGGAGGAUGCCUCCCGCUUGGCCGACUUUUAG
This is a messenger RNA of Sporothrix brasiliensis 5110, 255 nucleotides long. RefSeq lists its product as uncharacterized. The record is from RefSeq and is a predicted model, not a curated record. Bases 1 to 255 code for a protein of 84 amino acids. NCBI's taxonomy places the organism in Eukaryota, Fungi, Ascomycota, Sordariomycetes, Ophiostomatales, Ophiostomataceae. The transcript has a single exon.